AUGCAGCGAUACUUGUCCCACCUUGAAGAGAUUCUCUCUGAAAUUCAGAUUUCAGCACGAGUCUUGUCUCGUCAAGAGUUGGAUUCGCACUGCACUAGAGCGCGGCUGCUUGGAGCUUCACUUGGAGAACGUAGCGAUCGUUGUCUUGCUGAUGAUAGUAGUGGGAGGAGGAAGAGAAGGAUUUUCCCAUCACUCAAAACUCUCUCCAUCGUUUCAAUGAUGUUUCCAGAUUUUGAGACGUAUCAGUAUCUCAUCAAUGGCUGCCCUGUGCUUGAGGACUUGUCCCUGCAUUUUCACGAGAAGACAUUUCCUCCGAAUUGGAGUGGUGGCGUGUUGUGUCCUUCUGUCAAGCGGAUGAACAUCUAUCACUAUUUUCCCUCUUACCGUGAGACUCAUGAGGGGAUAACCAACAUUACAACUCUUCACUUGUCUCCUAAUUCUCUUGAGGUGCUUCACUUUUGCUGUAAAUCAAUGCCAGUGUUUCACAACCUCCUUACUUUAUCUUUUGAGAGCAACAAAAAAAGAGGAUGGCAAGUGGUGCCACUUCUCAUCACCAACUCUCCAAACCUUGAAACCUUAACCAUCAAGACUUAG
Messenger RNA from Thlaspi arvense, 594 nucleotides. The record is from the annotation of a GenBank genome assembly. NCBI's taxonomy places the organism in Eukaryota, Viridiplantae, Streptophyta, Magnoliopsida, Brassicales, Brassicaceae.